Monoraphidium neglectum is the source of this 2553-nucleotide messenger RNA. RefSeq lists its product as hypothetical. The record is from RefSeq and is a predicted model, not a curated record. NCBI's taxonomy places the organism in Eukaryota, Viridiplantae, Chlorophyta, Chlorophyceae, Sphaeropleales, Selenastraceae. The transcript has a single exon. The coding region runs from base 1 to 2553 and encodes 850 amino acids.
AUGGAUGCCGCACUGGCUGCGCCGCUGCCGGGCAGCAGCGCACCCACCGCCUAUGAUCUUGGCGCGGCGUCUGGUGGCCUGACAAGCGUCCAUCCAGCGGUCGCCGCAGCAGCGGCAAGCGCGGCACGCGUGCUGUCAGGCUCGCGGGACUUGCCUGUCGAGCUGCUGAAGCAGGUCUCUGCGCGCCGCCUGCCGAGCGGCGCUCGCGGCGCCAGCGCCAGCCUGUUCGCGGCGCAUGGCGCUGCUGCAACUGGCCAGGCCAGCAGCGGGGGCAGCAGCAGCAGCCUUGGCCCCUGGCAGGUUAAUGGGGCCAGUUCCAGCGACACUCCGGCUGCCCCGAGACCCGAAGUUGGCGGCGACGGCGGUGGCGACCAUGUCCGAGCUAGCGCCAGCGCUAGUGCAACGGGCACCAAGCGCAAUGCUGCAGGCGCGCUGCAGAGCGCGGAGCGCCGCAGGGUGGAGCGAGCCGCCAGCGGCGGCCUGGCACAUGAGACUGACGCGGGGCAGGCUGUGCCCGAACGGCAGGGGUCGGUGCGGCUGAGCGCAACGCCCCCAGCAGGCGGCGAGGCCAGCGACACCGGUGGGGCUGCGGCGGCGCCGGACGCGGUGCCGCAGCCGCAGCAGGACACAACGGGGUCGCAGAAGCCGCUGCAGGAGCAGGCGCAGGAGCAACCGCAGGCGAGCGCCCACCAGCAGCGAGCAGCGUCGCACGCGCAGAAGCCGCAGCCGUCCCGCCCGCCGCAGCCGCCGGCGUCCGCGGCGGCCGACCCUCCAAGCGAGGGCCUUCGUCGCAGCAAGCGCCUUCGCAUCGCGUCCGACUGCGGCGCCGGCGCCGGCGACGCGGCCUCUGCCGACCGCUCCUCGCGGCCGCCCGCCGCGCCGCCGCCGCUCGCCGCCGGCGCCGCUGGCACGCAGGGCGCCGCUGCUGCCGAGCCCAGGGUGCAGGCGCAGGCGCCGGCCCAGACCCAGCCGCAGGCCGAAUGCCACGCCCCCAGCGCCGGCCCGCCGCCUGGUGCGGCGCCCACGGCGAUGCCGCCGCCGGUCGCAGACCUCCUCCCGCCUGAGCUCGCCGCGCGCCUCAACAUCCCGCCUGGCAGCAGCAUGGUGGACGUCUGCGCGCGCCUCAAGGAGCUCGCCGCGGCAGGCGUCGUGCCGGUGCAGCUGCUACACCUGCUGCAGCAGCGGCUCGCGCUGCGCCAGGCGCUGGUGGCGCAGCAGACACAGCAGGUGGGCGGCGCACAGGGCGAGGCCGGCGCCGACCAGGCCGGCGCUGGCCCGGCCGCGCAGCAGGGCGCACUGGCAGGGAUGCAACAGCAGCAGCAGCAGCAGCAGCAGCAGCAACUGCAGGAGCAGCAGCAGCAGCUUUUGCUGGAGCAGCAGCAGCAACAGCAGCAUCACAUGCAGCUGCAGCAGCAAAUGCUGCAGCAGCACCAGCAGCAGCAGUUGAUGCUCCAGCACCAACAGUUCAUGCUCCAGCAGCGGCAGCAAGCCCAGCAGGCGGCGAUGGCGCAGGAACAAGCACAGGCACAAGCACAGCAGCAGGUGUCCGCACCUCCUGCGGCGCAGAGGCGCCAGGCGCCGCAACCGAGGAGGAGGCCACCUGCCAAGGGCCAGCAGGCCAAGGGCGCAAAUCAGGGGCCGCAGCCGCCCCAGCAGCAGGCGGACGCCGGCCAGGCGGGGGCGCUGGCGGCGGCGGCGCCGCAGGCGGAGGGCACCGGGUCGCCCUGCAGCUCGGCCAGCUGCGCCACCGCGCCUCAGCGGGCUGGGCAGGCGCAGAUGCAGGCGCCGCAGCAGGUGCAAGCGCAGCAGGCACUGCAGCAGCAGCAGCAGCAGCUACAGCAGCUGCAGCAGCAAGCACACGAGCUGCAGCAGCAGCCGCUGCAGCAGCAACAGCAGUUGCUGAUGCAGCCUAUGGGGCAGGGACAGAUGGAUUGGCAACAGCUGGAGCAGGCGCAAGCCCUUGAGCGCAUGGCGUUCACGGACCCCGAGCAGGCGCUGCUCCUGCAGCUGCAGCUCCAGAGGCAGCAGCAAGCGCGCUCCCAGCAGGCGGCGCUGCUGCAGCAGCAGGAGUCGGCGUGGCCCGCGAUCGGCCAGCAGCACCAGCACCAGGGGCUGCAGCAGCAGGCGCUGGCUCAGCAGCGGCUGCAGCUGCAGCACCACAUGCUGCAGCAGGAGCUGCUUGCUAUGGAGCAGCAGCGGCGCCAGCAGCAGCAGCAGCAGCAGCAGCGCCGCCAUGGCGAGUUUGCGUCGGCCAUGCCGCCACCUGGGAACCUUCUCGCCAGCAGCAGCCUCAACGCGCCGGUCCACCUCCCAGUCUUGAAGCUGCCAGACGGCGCCGCCGCCGCUGCUGUCGCAUACGCCGCCACCGCCUCCGGUGCGCCACGCGCCGCCGCCGCCGCGCCGGCGGGCGCCGGCGGCGCGCCGACGAGCGCGGCCGCUGCUGCGGCGGCCGCGGCGGCGGUUGGGGGGCCACCGCUGGGUGACAUGUUUCCUUUUGACCUCGAUUUUGGGGAGGAUGACGAGUUGGCCGCGUGCCUCGGCCUGGCCAUGUGA